AUGCAUGGCUGUGGACAUGAACUUGCUAUUGUGUCACAUCCUCAAGAACAAGGAUUCAAAGAAACUGGCACUAGGAGUCCCUUGAGUGAAAAUGAUGUCCUCAGUCUUCUUGAGUCUUCUCUUGGCCUCUCUCCUUCCUCAGCAUGUGGGAAUUCCUUGGUCUCCAUCAGCUCACCAUUUGAUGUAUCCAACAUCUUGGGUAUUAUUCAAGUACAUUCACCCGAUGGGACUCUGAAAGAGAGCUUGAUGCCUGAGAUUAUGUACAAACUGGAGAAGAAGCCAGAGAUCGAUCUAGACACACUUCUUGAUUCACUCCAGGUGGAUCUGUAUGCAAGAACAGAAGACUUUGGAACUGUAGUUCAUCUCCUCAUGCGUCCAGAUAUUGACCCAGACUUGUCAUCCUAUGGUUCCUUGAAUGCAUCUCGUCUUUCUCCAGAUAUGGAGUUUCUGAAUGAAAUGAGUUUCCUCUACAGGUUUCCACAAGAGAGGGACAAAUUUGACUUUGUGUUCUUUGCCAAUCAGGUUGCAAUACAGAGAGAUAUGCUGAUGAAGAGAGGAACUCCUUUGGUAGCAGGAGUGAAUGUCAAUACAAUGGCUGCUAUUGCAGAAGAGUAUGGGUUGGACAGUCCCCAGUUUCUUGAUGCUAAGCGUCUCCUGGCAGACACAGUGUCUGUCAUUGCUGAGACUCUCUGGGAUCUUAGUCAGGGAAAGAGUACACUGGUAGUAAUGACUGGAGCCAAACGUGUGCAUCGAGUUCGAAGACAGGCUGAGGGGCAGAAUGACUCUCCAGUCUCUGGUGGAGGGAAUUCUGCUGGCAUUUUCAACAUUAUGCUGUGGCUGACUGUGGGGUUGUUACUUACCACCAUCGCAAUCAGUGUUGGAAUUGCUAACAUGGAUCCUGGUCGGGACAGCAUCAUCUACCGUAUGACCACUUUGCUUCAAUCUCUGCAGCAUCAGGUGAGCGUGCAGAGGGGGACGGCGAAAAGGGAGCCAAGCAUAACUGCCAAAAGGCCAGUAGAUGCAGUGAAGGGAGAAACUGAAGAUGAUGAGGUGCAAGCAAGGGGAAAGAGGAGCAAAACAGGUGCACAUAACCCUGUGGUUCUCACCAAAUCUGCAGCCAGUAUUGGACUCCCUUUGCCAGGGAUCUCAGAAGAAGAUAAGGACAAGAUCUUCGAACUAUUGGAAAAGGAGUCUGAGACAGAAAACUUGGAUGAAGCCUUGGUGAAGAAAAUGAUCCUGACGUUUGAAAAGAAAUCAUUGAAGAAUCAGGAGAUGAGGAUAAAAUAUCCUGAUCAGCCUGAAAAAUUCAUGGAGACAGAAGUUGAUCUGAAUGAUGCAAUUCAAGAACUGCAUGUACUUGCAACAGUGCCAGACCUGUAUCAUGUCCUUGUGCAGCAGAAUGUUGUUCCAUCUCUUCUGAAUCUCCUGUCACAUGAGAAUACUGAUAUUUCAACUGCAGUAGUUAACCUAUUACAGGAACUAACUGAUGUUGACACUUUAAAUGAGAGUGAGGAGGGUGCAGCAGUUCUCAUUGAUACUUUGCUGGAGAACCAGAUUUGCGCAUUGCUUGUCCAGAACAUGGAGCGAUUGGAUGAAUCCCUGAAGGAAGAAGCUGAUGGGGUUCAUAAUUCUCUAGCCAUCAUUGAGAACAUUACAGAAUUUCGACCUGAAGUUUGUGUGGAUGCAGCUGAACAGGGAGUACUCUCUUGGAUACUGAAGCGAAUACGAAUGAAAAUGCCUUUUGAUGCAAACAAACUGUAUGCAAGUGAGAUCCUUUCUAUACUCUUGCAAAGUCAUGAACAAAACAGAAAAACACUAGGAGAAGUGGAUGGGAUAGAUAUUCUUCUUCAGCAGUUAGCAUUCUACAAAAGGCAUGACCCCAGUUCAUCAGAGGAAAGUGAGAUGAUGGAAAACCUCUUUGAUUGCCUGUGUUCUAGUCUCAUGUACAUCCCCAACAGGGAUCGCUUCCUCAAAGGAGAAGGUCUGCAGCUAAUGAACCUGAUGCUUAGAGAAAAGAAAUUAUCACGUAAUGGUGCCCUGAGAGUUUUGAACCAUGCACUCAGCAACACUGAAGGAAUUGAUAACUGCAAUAAAUUUGUUGAAAUCUUGGGUCUUCGUACUGUAUUUCCUCUCUUUAUGAAGACUCCUCACAAACAUGGCAGGAAAGGACUCUCCCCUGAUGAGCAUGAAGAGCAUGUGUGCUCAGUUGUAGCCUCCCUUCUCAAAAACACACAAGGUAACUUGAGGCAGAGACUGAUGAACAAGUUCACUGAGAAUGAUUAUGAAAAAGUGGACAGACUGAUGGAGCUUCAUUUCAAGUACCUAGAAAAAGUGCAGAAAGUGGAUGCAGAAAUUGAAGAAGAGAGGAGGACCCUUAGCACAGGUGAUGAGGAAGUUGAUGCUGCUCGAGAGGAUGAGUUCUAUUUGAAGAGACUGGAAAGUGGGUUAUUCACACUACAGGUGGUCGAUUACAUCAUGUUGGAGGUGUGUGCAUCAGGACCUGCAGGGAUUAAAGGAAGAGUUAUGCACAUCCUCAAUCUCCGUGGAGGAUCUGUCAAAAGCAUUCGGAAUAUAAUGAGAGGAGGGGGCACUGGAUUCAUUGGAAGUGUCCUGGUCAAGCAGCUCAAGAGACAUGGCUAUGAUGUCAUUGUUGUAUCCAGGAAACGUGGACCUUCUCAGAUAACUUGGGCUCUCUUGAAUGCUUGCUGUGAUGGGUAUCUCUAUCUCCCUCAUAAUACAGAUCUGGCUACUAAUGGCCUGCCAGAGAACUGCAAAGCAGUGGUGAAUUUGGCUGGACAAAACAUUCUAGAUCCUCAACACAGAUGGACUACUGAGUUCAAGCAAGCUGUCUGGACAUCUCGAAUUCAGACAACAGAAUCAUUGGUGAAAGCAAUGGUCAGAGCUAAUGCCAAGCCAGAGGUUUUUGUGUCUACAUCAGCAAUAGGAUUCUAUCCCCCAAGUGAGACGGUUGAAAACACAGAAGAUAGCCCUGGAGGAAGUGAAUCUGAUUUUUUGACAAAGUUGUGUGCUGCUUGGGAGCAGGCUGCCAUGCUUCCACCUGAGGUCAACAUCAGACAUGUGAUCAUUCGAUCUGGCAUCGUGCUUGGUCGACAGGGAGGAAUCAUACAAAAUCUUAUCUGGCCUUUUUUUCUUGGACUUGGUGGUCCAGUUGGAUCAGGAAAGCAGUAUUUCCCAUGGAUUCAUAUUCAUGACAUUGCUUCACUCUUCCUUCAUGCUAUUGAAAAGCCCAACUUGUCAGGAAUAUUGAAUGGUGUUGCACCACAAAUAAUAACAAAUGGUGAGUUCACUAAGUCCUUAGGACAGGCCAUGUGGAGACCUGCAUUUAUCCCAGUGCCUGAAAUGGUGAUCAAUUUGGUGUUUGGGGAAGAGAGAGGCAAGAUCAUGACUCAGGGCCAGAAAGUCAUACCAAAAAGGACUUUAGAGUCUGGUUUCCAGUACUGCUAUCCCGACAUCAAAUCUGCAUGUAUGGAAUGUGCAAGGAGUGAAAACGCUUUCACAUCUUGUGAAAGCACAGUAGGACUGGCUGCCUUUGAGACAGUCUCUGAGCAUGAAAUUGAGAGGGGUGGUGGGAAUGAUGCCGGGCGGGCAUCAAACGGAAAAGCAGCUGAAUGA
Darwinula stevensoni is the source of this 3633-nucleotide messenger RNA. Lineage: Eukaryota; Metazoa; Arthropoda; Ostracoda; Podocopida; Darwinulidae. The record is from the annotation of a GenBank genome assembly.